AAUAAUCACCUGUAUGUCACGUAAAACGACUAUCGCAAUGAGCGAUUGCGAAUAACAUUGCUCUUCUCAAAAUCACUAUCAAACACGCCCAUAGUCUACUGCACUAGAAGCUGAUAACAGGGUCAGGUCGAGUUUCAGCAGAAAACUGAAAUGUCAGCAUUUUGUAACUGAAAUGUCAGUAUUUUGUAGAGCAUCAAGUCCUCUUAGAAAAUGUAUUAAUUUCACCAAACCAACACUUUUCAGCCGUGUUUACACUUUCAUUUCUCGACUACACUAUAUCAAGGUCCGACAUGAUCAUCGUCUAUUCAGUUUGUACCACUCGGUGACUCAAAUUCAAAGAACUCCGGGGUUCUCGCUGCCCAGAUUGGAUUAUACAAUCAAACAAGAUGUAGCCAAGACAAAUUGGAUGAUCACUAAGUUAUGUAAGGAGGGUCGAAUUUCUGAAGCACGUAAGUUAUUUGAUGAAAUGCCUGACCCAGAUGUGAUUUCAUGGACCGCUUUAAUUUCGGGUUACAUAAAGUGUGGGGCGUUGAAAGAGGCCAGAGAACUGUUUGAUAGAGUUGACGCCAAGAAAAAUGUGGUCACGUGGACAGCUAUGAUUUCGGGGUAUGUUAAAAUGAAGAGAAUUUUUGAGGCUGAGAGGCUUUUUGAAGAAAUGCCAGAGAAGAAUGUGGUUUCUUGGAACACCAUGAUUGAUGGGUAUGUGCAAAGUGAUAGAAUAGAAAAGGCCUUGGGGUUGUUCGAAAGGAUGGACGAGAGGAAUGUGGUCUCUUGGAACACACUGAUUGCAGGGUUGGUAAAUUAUGGGAGGAUGAAGGAUGCAAAGGACCUUUUUGAUCGAAUGCCUCAAAGGGACGUAAUUUCUUGGACUAUUAUGAUUUCAGGAUUGGCUAGGGAAGGUAGAGUUGAAGAGGCUAGAAUGCUUUUUGAUACCAUGCUAGAGAGGAAUGUGGUUUCUUGGAACGCAAUGAUUACUGGGUACACCCAAAAUAUGAGGUUAGAUGAAGCAUUCGAUUUGUUUAAGAGAAUGCCAGAGAAGGAUGUGCCAUCUUGGAAUACAAUGAUUGCGGGAUUUAUUCAAAACAAGGAUUUAGAGAGGGCGAGGAAGUUAUUUAAUGAGAUGCCAAGGAAGAAUGUUGUUUCUUGGACUGCAAUGAUAAAUGGAUACGUGCAAGACGGACAAAGCGAAGAGGCAUUGAGAACAUUCUUUCAUAUGAAGAAGGAUAGCAGAGUGAAUCCUAAUGAAGCCACUUUUGUGAGCGUUUUGGGUGCUUGUAGUGACUUAGCAGGUCUUGGCGAGGGAAAGCAAGUCCACCAAGUAAUUAGCAAGGCAGUCUAUCAGGAGAGCGAAUUUGUGAUAUCUGCAUUGAUAAAUAUGUAUUCGAAAUGUGGAGAGCUGAUGAUGGCUAGAAAUAUGUUUGAGGAUGGGUUGAAAGGGAAGAGGGAUUUGGUCUCUUGGAAUACUAUGAUUGCAGCAUACUCUCACCACGGAUGUGGAAGAGAGGCAAUCACGGUGUUCAAAGAAAUGCAUAAUAUUGGGAUCAAACCAAAUGAUGCUACCUAUGUUGGAUUGCUUUCUGCUUGCAGCCAUGCUGGUCUGGUGGAGCAAGGGUUGGAGUACUUCGAUACGCUUUUGAGAGACGAGUGCAUAGAAGUGAGAGACGAUCAUUAUACAUGCCUUGUUGAUCUCUGUGGUAGAGCAGGAAGGCUCAAAGAGGCAUAUGAUCUUGUAGAACAGCUCCCAAACAAAGUAUCAGCAGGUGUUUGGGGGGCUCUUCUUGCGGGAUGCAACAUUCAUGGGGAUGAGGAUGUAGGAAAACUUGCAGCAAUCAAACUUUUGGAUAUGGAGCCAGAAAAUGCAGGCACUUAUAUGCUUUUGUCUAAUAUAUAUGCUUCCAGCGGGAAAUGGCAAGAGGCAGCAUUCCAGAGAUUGAAGAUGAAGGAGAAAAGGUUGAAAAAACAGCCAGGUUGCAGUUGGAUUGAAGUUGGGAACAGAUUUCAUGUUUUUCUUGUUGGUGAUAAAUCUCAUACAGAGAGCAAGAUCAUGCGUCUCUUACUUUUAAAUCUUCAUAAGAAAAUGAAGAAGAUGGGUUCUAUACCAUUGCACGAUCUGACAAUGGAAGAUGGUUAUUUAGCACUUUAAGUAUAUUUUUGAUGCCUCCCGCCAGUGUGAUGAUGGUGUUUAUGCCAAAAAAGAUUCUGGUGCUCAGAAAAGAUGAAUUGAGUUGCAGUGAUGAUUAAUCCUGAGUGUUUUGAGUAUGGAGAUUGAGGCUUCAUGUAUGUGUGCUGAAGACACUGGGCUCAGAUAAUCAUUUCCCUUCUCUGAUCAUAAAGAGACGAUGAUUUAUUGCCAUUGGUGAUGGAUUGCCGGAAGUUUACCACUGAUGAGACCAAACUACUCAAAAUUGGAGGCGAAGAUGCAGGGUAUUAUAGCUUUUUUCUCUGUGAAUUAUGCUAUUUGUAUACCGGCCCUCACCACCGGGGGAGGGGGCAAUAAUUAAAAAAAAAAAA
Molecule: messenger RNA, 2511 nt
Organism: Olea europaea var. sylvestris
Lineage: Eukaryota; Viridiplantae; Streptophyta; Magnoliopsida; Lamiales; Oleaceae
Product: pentatricopeptide repeat-containing protein At2g35030, mitochondrial
Exons: 2
Coding region: 173-2143 (656 amino acids)
Biological process (GO): RNA modification
Molecular function (GO): RNA binding; protein binding
Source: RefSeq, a predicted model, not a curated record